Penicillium lagena is the source of this 678-nucleotide messenger RNA. Its product is annotated as glutathione S-transferase family protein. Bases 1 to 678 code for a protein of 225 amino acids. The record is from RefSeq and is a predicted model, not a curated record. NCBI's taxonomy places the organism in Eukaryota, Fungi, Ascomycota, Eurotiomycetes, Eurotiales, Aspergillaceae. The transcript has 4 exons.
AUGAGUCAGCCGAUUGAAUUCUUCUCUCACAAGCAGGGUCCGAACCCUUGGAAGACUGUGCUGAUCUUUGAGGAACUCGACAUUCCGUACAAAACAACUUAUCUCGACUUUGGAAGCUCAAAGGGCGGUGUAGAACACGAGGAGUUCCUUCAAAAAAACCCGGCUGGUCGAGUACCGCUUAUUAUUGAUCCGAAAACUGGCCUCGCUCUAACUGAAUCAAACGCAAUUGACCAGUAUUUGGCUGACCGCUACGAUAAGAAAAAGAUGUUUGCAGUGAAAAAUGAAUUGGACGAAUAUCGCGUGAAUCAGUGGCUAGGUUUCCAGUCCAGCACACAAGCUCCAUUCGGUGCUCAGGCUAUCCAACUACGCAACAAAAACAAUAUUGAAGGAGCAGCCCAUUUCCAUGGGCUAGUGAAACGCACGCUGCGAACUCUAGACGAGGAGCUAAAAGACAAGAACUAUCUUGUUGCCAACAAGGUUACUUUAGCCGAUCUUGCUUUCGUACCUUGGGACUUGAUCUUGGAUGUCGUCUUGCAAGGAGAUAAGGAAGCUGGAACAGCUGAUCAAAGAAAGAAGCUGUUUCCGAACUGGUAUAACUGGCAUUCGAGAAUGCUAGAGCGGCCAGCUGUGCAAAGGAUGAUCGCAACACAGAGAACCGUCAACGCUGCAGCGAAUUGA